Messenger RNA from Lolium rigidum, 1788 nucleotides. Its product is annotated as CLP protease regulatory subunit CLPX1, mitochondrial. The coding region runs from base 1 to 1623 and encodes 540 amino acids. Gene Ontology annotation, molecular function: ATP binding; ATP hydrolysis activity; ATP-dependent protein folding chaperone. The transcript is spliced from 15 exons. NCBI's taxonomy places the organism in Eukaryota, Viridiplantae, Streptophyta, Magnoliopsida, Poales, Poaceae. Gene Ontology annotation, biological process: protein folding; protein catabolic process; proteolysis. The record is from RefSeq and is a predicted model, not a curated record. Gene Ontology annotation, cellular component: mitochondrial matrix.
AUGUCCGCCGCCGUCCGUUCGCGCGCCGCCGCCACCGCGGCGAUCUCAGCAGCGCGCCGCAUCCACGCGGGACGCGCCGCCUUGGAGCAACAGAACCAGAGCCCCGGGUAUCGCCGCCCAUGGGCCUACUUCCGGCGCCGGCAGCAGCAGUCUUUGCCCCGCGUCGCCCCCGCUUUCCAGGACGACCGCGGGACCGGCGCCUCCGACGGCGGAGGGGACCCCCCGGAGAUCUGGCGCCAGCCUGGGGAGGCGCCUGGUGCACGCGCGGGAACCGUCGGGAGAAUCGAUGUGGUUAGGGUUGCGACUGGCGGCGGCGGUGGUGAUGAGAAGGAUGGGGAUGGCUCCAGUGGGGGCUGGGGCGGCUCCAACUUGGGGAACCAGUUCCCCACGCCCAAGGAGAUUUGCCGUGGGCUCGACAAGUUCGUCAUCGGUCAGGAGCGAGCCAAGAAGGUUCUGUCUGUAGCAGUUUAUAAUCACUAUAAAAGGGUAUCUUGUGAGUCAUUUUCCAGCCGGUCUGCUGGAGAUUCCAGCGAAAGUGAUACCGACAUGGUAGAGCUGGAGAAAAGCAACAUUCUUGUGAUGGGUCCGACAGGCUCGGGGAAAACAUUGCUGGCAAAAACACUUGCAAGAUUUGUCAAUGUGCCAUUUGUCAUAGCCGACGCAACAACCCUCACUCAGGCAGGAUAUGUCGGCGAGGAUGUUGAAUCUAUCCUGUAUAAACUCCUAGCGGCUGCCGAUUUUGACAUAGCUGCUGCUCAGCAAGGAAUCGUCUACAUCGACGAAGUUGAUAAAAUAACAAAGAAGGCUGAAAGCAUCAACCUUAGUAGAGAUGUUUCAGGUGAAGGUGUUCAACAGGCGCUGUUAAAAAUGCUCGAGGGAACGGUUGUGAGUGUUCCUGAGAAAGGGGCUAGAAGGCACCCAAGGGGUGAUAAUAUCCAGAUUGAUACGAAGAAUAUUCUCUUCAUUUGCGGUGGUGCUUUUGUGGACUUGGAGAAGACUAUUUCUGAAAGGAGGCACGAUUCGUCCAUUGGUUUCGGAGCACCAGUUCGUUCUAAUAUGCGGACUGGCAGUGUUAUAAAUGCUGAGAUCACAUCAACAUUGCUGGAAUCGGCUGAAAGUGGUGAUCUCAUUGCAUACGGGUUAAUCCCAGAGUUCGUUGGCAGAUUUCCAGUUCUUGUUAGUCUAUCUUCCCUCAGCGAAGAUCAACUUGUUGAGGUUCUUACAAAACCAAAGAAUGCCCUUGGCAGGCAGUACACAAAGUUAUUUGGAAUGAAUGAUGUGAAGUUGCAUUUUACCGAGAAAGCUUUACGGCUUAUUGCCAAAAGAGCAAUAUCAAAGAAUACUGGGGCUCGAGGUCUAAGGUCAAUUCUAGAGACUAUAUUGACUGAGGCGAUGUAUGAGAUUCCAGAAACACGGACUGGUAAAGACAAAAUAGAUGCUGUUGUUGUUGACGAAGAGUCGGUUGGAUCUGUGAAUCAGCAUGGAUUUGGAGCUAAAAUUCUUUCUGGUGAAGGAGCAUUGGACCUGUACCUGGACAAACAAAAUAAAGAAUCGGUGGUGCGGCAGUCAGAUGGAGAACCAGAGGUUGAUGCUGAGACCCCUUCGAGAGUGGCCAACAUGUAGGGUUCCCCACAAGACUAACUAUGUAUAUAACUUGUUAUCAGCCGCGCAACUGUAGCCAAUUCAAAUGUAAAUUCAUGCCCAUAAAAUUUGUCUAUGUACGAGCCCAGCCUGCCCAUGUUUGGCGGGUGUAAUCUUUCAUGGCAAAUUGGCUUUGGUUCUGCUGCA